Puntigrus tetrazona (Sumatra barb) is the source of this 1370-nucleotide messenger RNA. It is a transcript of the gene rab28, whose product is annotated as RAB28, member RAS oncogene family. The transcript is spliced from 7 exons. Gene Ontology annotation, molecular function: GTPase activity; GTP binding. The coding region runs from base 363 to 1028 and encodes 221 amino acids. NCBI's taxonomy places the organism in Eukaryota, Metazoa, Chordata, Actinopteri, Cypriniformes, Cyprinidae. The record is from RefSeq and is a predicted model, not a curated record. Gene Ontology annotation, cellular component: Golgi apparatus; endosome.
CUCUCUCUCCGUCUCCAUGGUAACAAGGAAGCGUCAUGAAGGACGAGUCCAUUCCGGUGUCGUCGGGGGCGCGCCCUUCACAGAAACACAACACAUCUCGUUCGCGCCAGAAUUAAACGUUAAUCUGAUAACUCCCGAGUUUUCCCGUGUAUUUAUGACGGUGUGAGUUCACGGAGCCGUGUGUCGUGUGUGUGAAGCGCUUUCCCGCCGCGGAGCUGAUGAAGGAGUGUGUUGGUCCGCCCCCCAAAAAAAAGAUGGCGGCGAGCGGAUCGUGAUCAGAUUAUCCCGCUGCUCUUAAAUCUCCGGUUCUCGGUGUUUAACGGUCGAGUUCGGUUCGUGAGCGUGUUCGUGAUCCGUGAGGGAUGUCGGACUCUGAGGAGGAGAUCCAGGAGAAGCAGCUGAAGAUCGUGCUGCUGGGAGACGGAGCGUCGGGAAAGACUUCUCUGGCCAUCCGCUUUGCACAAGAGGCUUUUGGGAAACAGUAUAAACAAACGAUAGGGCUGGACUUCUUCCUCAAGAGAAUCACCCUGCCAGGAAACCUGAACGUGACGCUGCAGGUGUGGGACAUCGGAGGACAGACUAUCGGAGGAAAGAUGCUCGACAAAUACAUCUACGGAGCACAGGGUGUGCUCCUGGUGUAUGACAUCACUAAUUCUCAGAGUUUUGAGAAUCUUGAAGAUUGGCUGAACAUGGUGAGAAAAGCCAACGAGGAGUCAGACGCACAACCAGCAAUAUCACUGAUCGGGAACAAGAUUGAUCUGGAGCACAUGAGGACAGUGAAGAUGGAGAAACAUCAGCGAUUCUGUCAGGAAAACGGGCUCAUCAGUCAGUUUGUGUCUGCGAAGACGGGAGACUCUGUGUUUCUCUGCUUCCAGAGGCUGGCGGCUGAGAUCUUAGGCAUAAAGCUGAAUAAAGCUGAGAUGGAGCAGUCGCAGCACGUGGUUAAAGCAGAUAUAGUGAACUACAGUCAGGAGUCUGUGGCCCGAGCCGUGAAUCCUCCACGCAGCUCCAUGUGUGUCCUUCAGUGAGAGACUGAGAGCGUCACGGACACCUUCUGCUUCAUCCCUCGCUCAUUUGCCAAUUAGAUUGUUGUCAUGUAAACUCUUUAAUGUGUGUGAGUACCAGAGCUUCAUCCUGUGAAUGUGUGCUUGUGUGAGACGCAUCUUUAUAGAGGACUGUAGAGACCUCACAUCUGAGAGAAAUCCCUCGCAGCGACGGAGAACUGACUUCCUCCGGUCAGAGGUCAGAGCAGACGUGUGUGUGUGUGUGUGUGUGUGUGUGUGUGUGUGUGUGUCUGUGUGUGUGUGUGUGUGUGUGUGUGUGUGUGUGUGUGUGUGUGUGUGUGUGUGUGUGUGUGUGUGUGUGUGUGU